CAGCAGUCUUUACCCAGCAUUCUAUGAUUUAUACCCGUGAGCUGUAUAAUAAUGUCUGACUCGGUUCUGAAUUCAUCCAGUAUCUACUAGGGAAAACCAAACAGUAAAUGCAGAAAGGUUGCUAGAAGCAUAGUGAUUUCAUAGUAAUUUCAGCUAAUAAUCCAGUGUUUUUGAACUAGAUCCAGUGUUGUUUGAUAACAUAAUAAUUGUAAAGGAAAGUGUAACACGUUUUGGUGCAAAGAUUACAAAAUGAGUAAAAUCAGAUGUAUUCGUCCAUUCAAAGACAUUCAGUGUUCGAAAGAGCUGCGAUAUCUCACGGAUGGUAUCAUCCAAAAACUGAAGUCAAUUGGAUUUUCCAAGGUAUCCACACUGAACACCAAGGAUUUUCGUAUUUGUUCGUCUUGCCGUCUACAUAUUGAUUCAAGAGCUCACCUCACCCAAAACGAAGAACAAAGCGUAGUCGGUGGCUCAAGGAUGCCAACUGUUCAGACCAUACCUGUUGUACCUGAUUCGCAAAGCUAUGAAAGUUUGGUCACGAUACCAUCAGCGUCAACGCUAAGCACAAUUCAAUCAAAUGAAGACUUCACGAUGCCUGUAGACGUCGAAAUAUUCAACCGAGGAAUAGCAGCUAUUCGUGUUUCGCCUAUAGAUUUAGGUAAGGUUAAAAAUGUUCACUAUCCUGAUAAAAAGUGCGCUGAAAUCGUCGAAGGUGUACGAAGAAAUCUUUUUAAAUUAGACGCUAAAACAGAAAAAGCAAACGAGUUUAAUGAAGUCAUAGAAAAUAUGAAAAUUAAAUUUUUAAAUUCAGCCACAAGGCAAGAAAAACUAUCAAUUUUAUCAUUGUUACCAAAAUCAUGGUCAGUACAAAAAAUUGUAGACGAAUUUAAAACUAGUAGAAAUAUGGCAACAGAUGCAAGAAAGGAAAAAAAUAAUGUAUUAGAUUCAUCUCAAGGUUCAAGCUCUGGAAAAGCUUUGAGUAAUGAAAUAAAAGAACUGGUUUUGAAUUUUUUUGAGGACGAUGAUAUAAGCCGUGCAAUGCCAGGCCAAAGAGAUUUUGUUAGCGUAAAGACAGGAAAUAAGAGAUUAGCUGUUCAGAAAAGAUUGUUAAUGAUGACAUUAAGAGAAGCUUUUAAUCGCUUUAAUGAAGUGUACGUCAAUGUAAAAAUAGGGUUUUCAUCAUUUGCAAGCCUCCGGCCAAGGCAAUGUAAACUAUUGACUAUCACAGGAACACAUAAUGUUUGCGUUUGCACUACGCAUGAAAAUGUCAAUUUAAUUCUACAUAGCUUAAAAAAAAUACAAUGUCUUGAAUGAUCUAAAAACAUUAACGAAUAGAUUACUUUGCGAAAAUAAGACAACUCAUUGCCAUCUACGAAGAUGUAAAAACUGCCCAGAUACCUCAGUUUUAGAAGACAGUUUAUUGAAACUGGAAGAAAACUUUGUUGAAAAGCUUUCAUUCGAACAAUGGGUUACCACUGACAGAUGUGAUUUAGAAACUAUUGUAAAGCAAACCGAUGACUUUGUUACAUUUUUCAGCUCAAAAUUAGAAAGUUUGAUUCCGCAUGAUUUUGUAAAAACCGAACAAUCCAAUUUUUUGAAAACUACAAAACAAAACUUGCAAGAUGGUGAAUUUUUGGCUAUUUGUGACUUUUCUGAAAAUUACAGCUUUGUUUUGCAGGAUGAAGUUCAAUCACACCAUUGGAACGUGCAACAGGCCACAAUCCAUCCUUUC
Aedes albopictus (Asian tiger mosquito) is the source of this 1729-nucleotide messenger RNA. RefSeq lists its product as uncharacterized. Lineage: Eukaryota; Metazoa; Arthropoda; Insecta; Diptera; Culicidae. The record is from RefSeq and is a predicted model, not a curated record. The coding region runs from base 250 to 1311 and encodes 353 amino acids. The transcript has 2 exons.